Molecule: messenger RNA, 584 nt
Organism: Saccoglossus kowalevskii
Lineage: Eukaryota; Metazoa; Hemichordata; Enteropneusta; Harrimaniidae
Product: ubiquitin-protein ligase E3A-like
Biological process (GO): protein polyubiquitination
Molecular function (GO): ubiquitin protein ligase activity
Source: RefSeq, a predicted model, not a curated record
GCAAAAUGGCGACUCUUCUGAAGUCGUUGAUGUGAUUCGAUAAAAAAAAAAACAAGCGCUCAUUUCGUAAGCUGCUUCCAUGUCAGCACCUUCGUUUUUGGGCUGAGGUAUCUUUUGUUUUGUUUACUGAAGGGGAGAUUUUCGUAUGAGUUCAUCCAGGGAGCCGUCUGACAGUUCGGGAGCACAGGCCCCAGAAAACAGUGCAGACAGCAACAACAAAGUCACUCCAAUAAAUGUACAGCCAUCUGCAUCUCCAGAAGACGACAUGAAACGUGUUGCUGCUAAACAGUUAAUUGAGCGCUAUUAUUAUCAGUUAGUGGAUGGUUGUGGAAGAGAGUACUGUGACAAUGAAAACUGCGCUUCAAGUGGGAAAGGCAAGAAACUAACAGGCAAUGAAGCGGCAGUGUUGGCAUUGCAACUGUUCAAAGACAAGGCUAAACUAUGCGAGCCCAAUGCACCUAAAGUUGCCAAGACAUCCACAUCUCCUUGCUCUGGCACUUCAUGUGUAGAGAGUGCAGCUACAUCAAAGGAAACAGUUUCUUUCAGUGUUGAUAAGCCAUCAACAAGUGCCACAGAGAAAGAAG